AUGGGAGGAGAUCUCAAUUUGAAGAAGUCGUGGCAUCCCCACCUGCGCAAGAACCAGGAGAGAGUGUGGAAGGAGGAGAAGUCUGCGCUCGAGGAGCGCAAAUUGAUCGAGAAGUUGCGCAAGGAACGCGAAGAAGAAGCGGCGAUCGAGCAGCUGCAGAGACUGCAAGCUGAGAAUGGCGGCAAGGUCGUACAGCGAAGGGUUGACUGGAUGUAUUCAGGCCCGAGCGGCGAUGCCGGAGUCACAGAGGAGCGCGAGGGCUAUCUCCUAGGCAAACGCAGGAUUGACAACCUGCUGAAGUCAAACGAUACCCAAAGCCUUCAGAAGGGCGCUGCAGUCGGCAUCGACGCUGCCACGGCCGACACGAAUGCGAACACUGCUCGCGACACACAGAAGAAAGUCCUCCAGGACCCGCUCCUCAUGAUUCAAAAACAGAAGAUGGAGAUGCAGCUGAAGGCUAUGAAGGACGCGCAGAAAGAGGCUAAAUACGCCGAAAAACGCGAAAAAGAGAAGGAGCGGGAGAAGAAACACAAAAACCGGGACAGGGAGCGGAGCCGGGAUCGCGAACACAAGCACAGCAGCCGACGCCAUCGGUCACGGUCGCCACGCAGGAGGGAAGACCGCGAAGAUCGCCGCGAUCGCGACAGCCAUCGUAGACGGUCGAGAUCCCGCUCACGAUCACCAUACCGCAAACACAGUAGCCGACGAGACCGCACUCGUUCACCACGCAGGAGGGAGGAUCGUGGCGAUCUUCGCGACCGCGACACAUACCGACGACGGGACCGUACACCACCGAGAAGACAAGUCGAAAAACAAGUCGAAAGCAAAGCCGAUGAUACGGAAGCCCGUCAGAGCGCUGCUGACCGCCUAGCUGCAAUGCAAGCAGAGGCGACAUCGCUAGAGGAGCAGCGUGCUGAGCGUGUUCGACUACAAGAAAUUAAGGAUGCAGAGGAGGAAGAGAAGCACAAGAAGAACAUGGAUGGAGGACGCCGGUUCAUUUCGAGCGUGCGGGGGCAAGCCUCAAACAUGGACCUGGGUGAUGCGAUCGCUCGUGGACGGGGUAACCUGAGGGCAGAGAUUGAUGCUUAA
This is a messenger RNA of Alternaria viburni, 1089 nucleotides long. RefSeq lists its product as uncharacterized. Gene Ontology annotation, cellular component: U2-type spliceosomal complex. Gene Ontology annotation, biological process: mRNA splicing, via spliceosome. The record is from RefSeq and is a predicted model, not a curated record. The coding region runs from base 1 to 1089 and encodes 362 amino acids. Lineage: Eukaryota; Fungi; Ascomycota; Dothideomycetes; Pleosporales; Pleosporaceae. The transcript has a single exon.